UUUCAUUACUUCAGUUCUUCCCUUUCCUCUGUCCCCUAUUUGUACCAGAGCUUGCAAAAGCCAUUGAAGAGCUAUAGUUUUUGCGUGUUUUUGGUCAAUUGUGUUUCUUUAUACAAUAUCUAAAUCCAAGUUUUUCCUUUCUCAAUAUUACUUUCUAGUUUGUAAUUUUGUCAAACCCUAAUUUGUUUGUUAAUUUCAUAGGUGGUCCGGCGGUGGUUAAGGGAGGCGAUAACAACGGCUUCAACGCAUCCUCUUAACGGAUCCUUCUAUUACCCCUUUUGUUCAGGAGCUUAGGAGCUUCAAAGAAGAUCUGAACAUUAGUGUUUCUUGACCAAGCUACCAAUAUUCAGGUUGGUGUUUUUUUAAAGCAUAUAACGGCCGGUAGGUAUAUAAAAAAGGGCUCGUCGAACUACUAUACUAAGCGCUUACCUAUAAAAGAAAAAAGGUAUAUAGUAUAUUGAAUUUUCCAGAUUCUAUCUACGGAAUGAAGAUAGGGCAGAGGGGAGAGAGCUCAGUGAGGAAAUAAAGAAAGAAGAGCAGGGCAGCUAAUUGAAUAAGCGCUAGUUCCUUAAUUUCUUUGGUUAGUGAGUAUCUAAAUGAUACGAGUCUUCCAAAGAUUAACUUUUACAAGUGGUUUGAGAAUAGGGUAAGUGAGCACACCUUUUUUUUUCCUAUUAUAUAUUUUUUUUCUCUUUUCUUGAUUGUUUUCUUUAUUACUUAUUGUGAAAUACAGAUUAUUAAGCUGUGGAAAGAUGGGGAUGUAAGGAUUACCGAAGAGUUAUUUUGUUUAGCAAGAGGACCCAUGAAACGUGUUGUGACUUAUGAUGGAUAUAUCAUUAAUGGAUUUAUAUUUCACACCAAAAAACGGCAAAGAAAUCGAAAAACUCAAAAUAGUGAUGUGGUGGUUAGAGGCGAUGAGGAAAGUGGAGAAAAGAAUUUUUAUGGGAUUUUAGAGGAGGUUAUUGUGUUAGAGUAUGGUGCCUUAAAAAAUCGAACAAGUCCCAAAGUUGUUUGUUUAAGUGUAAGUGGUUUGACGUGUUUAGUGACGGGAAAGGGAUUAAAAAAGACAAUUUAGAAGCAGUGCCUAUCAAUGUUACUCGGAGGUUAAGAACCAAUGAGUCAUUCGCUUUAGCUUCUCAAAUUGAACAAGUUUUCUAUGUGACUGCUCAUAAUGAAACAGAUUGGAUAAGGCAAAUCCACGAAACUUCUUUGAUUUCCCUAAUGAUGAAGAUACUCAUGAAAGCGAAUCAUUAUGGGAUCAUGUGGCUCCACCGGUUACUAACUAUGAAAAUGAAAAUGAUGAAGACAUUAAUAUAGUUAGGGAUGAUGUUGAAAAUGAAGUGGUGUACGCUAAUAUCAACCAAGGAGAUGAUUUCAUUAAUGAGGAUGAAGAGGAAGAGGAGGAGGAAGAAGAAGAAGAGGAGGAGGAAGAAUUGUCUAAUAUGGAAUCUACAUUGCAGGCUCUUAACGAUGACCUUGAAGACAAUGAUGAUGACAGUGAUAGUUCUAGUGAAUAACGUACUUAGCAUAUGAAAGAGUCAUUUAUUUAUAUAUUUGAAACUAGUUAAAUAAUUAAAUAUGCUCAGAUGCUUUAUCAAAGCUUUUGCUUUAGUUAUAAUGUCUAUAACCUCUUGGUUUAACUAAUUUUCUGUUUUUGUUUAUGUAUUUGUGCAGAGUAAGUAGUAACUAACUAUAACUUUUCUAAUUGUUGCUUUUAUAAUUUAGAUUAUGUUUUUAGUUCACUUAUGCUAAUGGAUGAUAAAAGAUUUAAGCAAUGAGCUUGGUGAUUCUAAAUAGUAUAUAUUGAAUUCGAUAUAGGUGAAGAAGUGGCUAAUUAAGGAGUUUGUUUUAGUUAACUAACUGGUUGGUUUUUGCAAGGUAUAAAGGGGCUGGUACUCUGAUCAACAGUAGGAAAAUGUCAAUCAUUCCAACUUCAUCAGAACAAGAUCAACAAGAAAAUGAGAUUCAACAACCACCACCAAGGUUGACUUAUCGUGAAAAGCGAAGGAUUGACCAAGCUGAGCUUCGACAAAAAUUCCCUGAUCGUAAGAGGCGUGGCCCUACUAGGGGUUUAAAAUAUGCUUCCAAAAGAGCAAGAAAUCCAGAAGAAAAUAUUACGUUAACUUUUAUGGAUGAGCUUCGACGUGUGGUUGGUGAAAAGGCAAAUGAGUUCAUAUGUGAUUGUAGCAAUUGGGUUGAAGAGUUUUGUCCUUUGAAUGCAUUGAAUUGGGCUAAAAUGGACCCUGAUGCGAAGAAAAGUUUAUAUGACAAGAUUUUGGCAAAAUACAAUUUACCUGAAAAGAUUGGUGGUUCGGACGCGACUGAUGCAUUGAGCUUUCAAUGUUCUAUAUUAUAUAGACAUUGGAGGUUUAGACUCAAAGAAAAAUACUAUAGAGGCAAAACAAAGGCAGAGGCUAGAGACAAUAGACCUUCUACUAUUGAUCCAAUACAGUGGGAUUGGUUGGUUUAUGAGUAUUGGAGUUCCCCAAAACAAGAGAUUAACGAGACACAAAUUGUUGCCAAUCAAGUCGAAGGGUCAUCUGAACAUGCUGAACUGCAACAAGAUCCCAUCUAUGUGAGAUUAUAUGAUGAGAAGACAAAAAAGAUGAUUUCAUUGAAUAGGCAUAUAAAAAAGGAUGGAAGUACUAUUUGGGAACCAAAUGCUGAAAAGAACUAUGAAGAACUCAAAAGGCUUCACGAAACUGAAAUCGCAGAACAUGGUGAGGACACACUGAGUGUAAAAGAUGCUUAUAUGAAGGUAUUAAAACCUAAAUCUGGAUAUGUGAGAGGACUUGUUCCUGGAGCUCGACCACCUACAAAAGUUAGAAUCCAAGGAGAUGAUAUGGAUAGGGUUCAACUCUCUACUCAAGUUCACACACUAAGUGCGUCAAAUGAAGAGCUCAGAGCAUCUAAUGAACAACUUAAAGCAUCAAAUGAGGAGCUCAAAGCAGAAUUUUCAAGAAUGAACAAGGAAGCCAUUGAACGUGAAAAUAAACUAAGAGAAGAUAUGCUAAAAAUGUUUGAGGAAAUGAGGAGACUUAACUGUUUCUGGUUUAUAUGUACUGUGAUCAAAUUUGGGUUGCUGCCUCAACGCUACUCGAUGUUGCUGCAAUGCUUCUGCAACGAUGUGGGGCUGCCGCAACACAACUGUCUGUGGAAGGAACGCAAUGCAGCAGUUGUUGCUGUGGUGCUGCCGCAACGCUGCUGUUGCUGCUGCAGUGCUGCAGCAACGCUGCUGUUGCUACUGCACUGCUGCCACAACGCGCUGCUGUUGCUGCUGCACUGCUGCCACAACUCAGCUGCAAUAGUUUUAGGAGCUUUUUCCACGUGCAGCAGUGUAUUCACUAAGCUUGAUGUGUGUAUAUCUGAUAUGUAGAUGAUUUACAUUGCAAGUGAUGGAAGCAUACAUUAUUAUUAAUGUCAAAUUUCUCUAAUUGACAAAGAACAAACAUGCAUUACAUAUCAAACCAUUUAGCGUUCAUUAGAAAAAAAAAAUGCUAAUUAUGACUUGAUACAUGGAGAGGUGAUUGCCCCUAAAUUUCACAAUUGUGAGUUUAUAUUAUUUCAAAAUGCAUUUAUCAAGAUUUUUGUAAAGAUAUGUAAAAAUAUGACCUCCCUUUUAUGUGGUGAAAGAAGCAAUAUUUUGUAGCUUUAAUUCUAUUUUAUUGUAUCUUUUUAAAUCGUGUAUCUAAUUUUGGAAUAUUG
Messenger RNA from Chenopodium quinoa (quinoa), 3705 nucleotides. RefSeq lists its product as uncharacterized. The record is from RefSeq and is a predicted model, not a curated record. Bases 1916 to 3376 code for a protein of 486 amino acids. The transcript has 8 exons. Lineage: Eukaryota; Viridiplantae; Streptophyta; Magnoliopsida; Caryophyllales; Amaranthaceae.